AUGCUAACCUUACCUGUAGCAAAAUACAAAAUGGGUGAUGUUCCAGAUUCUGCCUCUCAGAUUUGUGUCGCGGGUUCUGUGGAUGGAAUAACACAACCCACAAAGGCGUGCGAUUCCAAUCCUACAUCAACGGCACCGUCUCCCUCCAGCGCUGAAUCAACGUCCGAUGGACCGAGUACCGCUAAGCGACGUCGCAACAAGUCACCAAGUCCACCUAUGGCACCCGAACUGUGCACAAUUCCAGUGCCUCCUCCGUCGACGCCACAUACCUUGCAGGUUUUUCCACCCGCAAGAAUGUCGGUCUUGGCACCGCACCAUCGACUGCCAAACAGUUUCAACUUUAUGACUCAACAUUUGUUGGCGCUACAGUACCAACAAAAUCUAAAAAUGUCAACAAUGCAACCUGGAAUUUUGCCGCCAAUGACUCCAGUGUAUCCGUUUGCAGCUGUAACUACGAUACCAUGGAGGGGAAUGUAG
This is a messenger RNA of Angiostrongylus costaricensis, 477 nucleotides long. The record is from the annotation of a GenBank genome assembly. Lineage: Eukaryota; Metazoa; Nematoda; Chromadorea; Rhabditida; Metastrongylidae.